Molecule: messenger RNA, 704 nt
Organism: Exaiptasia diaphana
Lineage: Eukaryota; Metazoa; Cnidaria; Anthozoa; Actiniaria; Aiptasiidae
Product: TNF receptor-associated factor 5
Exons: 3
Coding region: 75-485 (136 amino acids)
Source: RefSeq, a predicted model, not a curated record
CGCAAAGAGUUGCGAAACGUUGAGCCGGCAUUAACUGGGAAACAAGGGAUUGUGAUUUUCAUCAAGACUCAAAAAUGUGUCGUAAUAUGGAUGAAGUUAUUCACUUUGAUGAGCAGAAAAUAGUGUUCGUAAAACAACUUGAUCCGAGUUACUUAUGUAUUGUGUGUAACAAUCUUCUUCACAAACCUAAGCAGACUUCAUGUGGGCACAGGAUCUGUGAAAACUGCCUGCCUACAUUAACAAAGCGCUCGCCAAACGCACGUCCUCGGUGUCCAAUCGACGAGAUUGAACUUGACUUAAAAGACACCUUUCCAGAUAAAUGCUGUGAGAGAGAUAUACUAUCGUUACAAUGCUUCUGUCCAAACUCAAAGAAAGGAUGUGAUUGGGAAGGGGACUUUGGAUCUUUGAAGCAGACCGGCCACCAAGCAAGGACAGCCCGGAUAACUGGUUGYAUGCCUCAAUCCGGUACGGACUAUUUCAUUUAAAACGWGUGGCGUGUCGAAAGUUAAUACAGUCAACUCUCGUCUUACGGACACCCCGCUAUUWCGGACACCUCGAUAUUACGGACACGAAAUACGGAAUCACCGGCGAAAAAUACAAAGAAAUGACUGAAAGUAACUCCCGUUASUACGGACUCUCGCUACUGMKGACACUAAAUUACUGCCCCGAGGGUGUCCGUAAUAGCAAUAGUUUACUGUAGUAUG